GGUACGUGACCAGGAAACAGGGCUUCAACUCUGCGCCCAAUGGCCUGUUUUGCUGCUUAUCAUAUGAUGAGGGCUCGUGGGUGUAUUUAUUUGGGUGCCUGAGGAGGGCUCGUGGCUUUUGCUGCCGCUCAGCUCCCGCGGGGGUUUUUUAGCAAUGCAGAGCAUAGCAGAAGACAGCAAACCAAAAGCUACAAGCAAAGUGACCUUCCUUUCCCGAACGGAGACCUUUGCAGCUGCCCACAGGCUGAGCAGCAAAUCGCUGAAUGAGGAAGAGAACCGGAAGCAGUUUGGAAAAUGUAAUCACAGCCAUGGCCACAAUUACAAAGUGAUCGUGACUGUACGUGGACAGAUAAAUCCCAUCAGUGGCAUGUUCAUGAACAUUUACAAACUUCAGGAGUACAUGCGGGAAGCUAUUUUACAACCUCUGGACCACAAGAACCUGGACCAAGAUGUGGAAUUUUUUGCUGACGUUGUAAGCACGACAGAGAACUUAGCCAUCUACAUCUGGAGCAACCUGGAAAAAAUCCUCCCGGCAGGAUGCCUCUACAAAGUCAAGCUCUAUGAAUCUGACAAAAAUUUCAUUGUUUACAAGGGAGAAUAAAAAUGUUGACAAAGCACGGGACUCUGGCUGGGAGCGGGUUUCCCGUGUGUCAUGUUAAGACUCA
This is a messenger RNA of Sphaerodactylus townsendi, 665 nucleotides long. RefSeq names its product 6-pyruvoyl tetrahydrobiopterin synthase-like. Gene Ontology annotation, cellular component: mitochondrion. The transcript is spliced from 6 exons. Lineage: Eukaryota; Metazoa; Chordata; Lepidosauria; Squamata; Sphaerodactylidae. The record is from RefSeq and is a predicted model, not a curated record. Gene Ontology annotation, molecular function: 6-pyruvoyltetrahydropterin synthase activity. Bases 155 to 601 code for a protein of 148 amino acids. Gene Ontology annotation, biological process: tetrahydrobiopterin biosynthetic process.